Molecule: messenger RNA, 8515 nt
Organism: Corythoichthys intestinalis (scribbled pipefish)
Lineage: Eukaryota; Metazoa; Chordata; Actinopteri; Syngnathiformes; Syngnathidae
Exons: 20
Coding region: 168-5723 (1851 amino acids)
Cellular component (GO): cytoplasm
Source: RefSeq, a predicted model, not a curated record
GCGCCAACGCACACAGCUGCAGAGGGACUGCUGCAGUGCGAGCGUAGCGGGGGGCGACACCACGUACACGCUACUUCACGACACACACAACGUCAAAGUCCCUGUCUGACUCCUUGUGUGUAUCCUAUGUGGAGCUCCACGGUGGUGCCGCGACGACGCUGGGCGACAUGGACGACUAUCUGCGGAGCGUGGAUUGCAGACUAGGGGUUCCCGACCCCUGCUUUAGGCCAAAGGUGGCAGUUGCAAGUAAAAAAGGGUUGAGUGACAAGUGUAUCCAUGCUGUGCUCGGUGGUCCGGAGGCAAAUGUGGACACUGUGGCUGCCACGCUGUGCUUAGCAUUACAUCUUAGCCAGACGCAGCCCUCCGCAGGUGUGAGCGUGCCACUGCUGUAUGGCCGGCGUGGUGAUGCCACCUCGCUGCCUCGAGAAACUCUGGCCUACCUGCACAAGAUCAAAGUGUGCGAAAGCCUCUUGCUGUGGAAGGAUGACCUGGACCUCAUCAAAAUCCACCGGGCGGGGAAACUGUCAGUCACGUUACUGAGGAAUGGAUUGCUGGACGGCUCUGAGUGCCACACUUUGGACUCCAGCAUCCUGCGAGUGGUCCAUCACCAUGAUGAUGAUGAUGAUGAUGAUGACUGUGGCCUGGCUUCUGCGGCGGUGACGGUUGCCACAGAGCUUCUUCAAGAGGCACCCGAGCGCGUCGGAGCAGUGCUGAGGGAGAGCCUCGGAGAGGCGUUGCGGCUCCAAAGUGAAGCCUUUAAGAUCAAACAUGGCCACCGGUCCGAGCAACUUCAUGAGUUGCUGAGACGUUUGGAGCGAUGUAGUGACAGCAAGGGUGGGCUGCCAGGCCUGGAGCACCUGCUGUCCAAGGAGCUGAAGGAGUUCUCAGACGGAGAGACGACCAUUGCUCUCACCUCUGUCACUCUAGGGGAAGAGCGCGGGUUUGGUUAUGAAGAUGCCUUGAAAUCCUUCUGCAACCGGCACGGGUAUGAUGGGUUGAUGCUUCUCUUGGCUGUCGAAAAUGCUGUCAGUCCUCCCCGCCUGCAGGUAGUGGUCUGCUCCAACAACACGGAACUCCUCAACCAGAUCUGCUGCGAGCUCCAGCAGACCACCAGCUGGUCUCUCUCUGGUGAAACAGGAACCAGGAGUUGUUUGCAGGUCUACCAAGUCCAACCAAAUGCCUUCUCGCCUUCGGGCACUUCAUUAGUAUUGCUGGAAGAGGAUGUCCGUGGCCUCCUCAAGGAGUUUGUGGACCGGCGGAGCUCCGUGCUUGCCUGCCACCCCACCAGCAGGACAUCCUCCACUGAGGGUGUGGCAGGCAGUGUUGAAUUUUCUCAGGGCUCAUCAGGCAUUAAUGACAUGGAUGGCUCGGACACAGAGAGAGCUGAUGGAGGUGGUGGAGAUUCACUAGCAACAGAGAGGGAGGCGCCAGAGGGGGAGGAUGAUCCAGGAGGAGUCAGAGUAAGCGGCGAGCUUGUAAGCCCUGACAGCGGUAUGAACACUAUCCGCAGCAGCCGCUCUUCCAAGGAGAGCUCCGUGUUCCUCAGCGACGACAGUCCAGUUGCCGAAAUGAUUGGGUCAGUGGCCGGUGCGGGGGGCCUCCUAUUGAGGAACCCCUCUCCUCUGGGGUUGUUGUCUCUCUCGCCUCCUGCGCCGCCCGAGAGAAGGCGGCGUCAGCAUUCCAGCAAAAAGAGGAACGACAACAUAGAUCAGUUUCAUUUUGAUCCACUCCAUCCGCAUUAUGUCCUUCACAAUUCUGCAGGGAAAGCAGACGAUGACCGGCAAACAGUGGGAAGCUCCAGCCUGUCAGAGUAUGAGGAAGUAAACAUGGUUGAUUUCUCUAAUCACAGUUCUUUGGGCCGCCUGGAAAGUAGGCAAUCUUCUCCUGAGCCUGACUGUCAAAUCAUGGAGAUGAUGGACACUGUGGUUCCUCCAACUCCGGUCAACAGCCUGGUGGGCGGUCACCCGUCCACCAGUUGUGGUGCCAGGUUCUUCCCUGAGGAUGUGGCGGAGAGGAUCACCGGCCUGCAGCACAAGGACAGCGUCUCGUCGUCUUUGUCUGAAACUUGGGAGGAGCUUGGCUUCGACACUCCGACUUCUAAUGAUGCCUGGACUAGAAUCAGAGGGUCUGAAAGUCCUCAGAACCUAGAGGAAGUAAGGUGCAAAGAGUCCGAUUGUGGACGGCUGAGUAAGGAAGGGAGAUCACAGAGGGACUGGAGCAUGGAACCACAACUUAGUCUGAUCACGGAACAGACAGAAACAUGCGACAACUGGAACCCGGAUUCUGUAAUUGUUGAUCAGUGGAACACAGUUAGUGCAGCUGAUCUGCAGUUGACACCGCCAGAAGAAGAAUUAGAUGACAAUAUUGGUGUCUUUGGAGUCAAAAAAACAACACGUCCGUCGCAGAAAAAGAAAAUGGUACUCAACACCUUAACUCCAGAGACAUCUAAGGAGGAAAAUGACGACGCACAGGGGGGUAAAGCAAGAAGUACGAUGCAGACGCUGGAUUUCUGGACCUACACAGAACAGAAGGGCUUUCUGAAAUCUGAUAGCGGAACAACAACUUCCUACCCGGAAUCACUUGACAUGUGGAAUACAACGAUCCGGGAUGACAGUUUUUCUCCUCUUACGACCCCCGACAAUUUGUCUGAAGACUCUGGAAACUUUGGUGCGACCACUCCCAGCAUGGUAGGCAGUGCUUCUGUGGAAAGCCCACAGGGUUUUCCCUAUGGUGGUAUGGAAAUGUGGAACACGACAAUACAAGAAGACAGCUCUUCAUCUGCAAGUCCAGAAGGACCUGGGAAUGGAAAACUUGAUCAACACCCUGGUUUAGCAGAUGCAAAAGAUACUCCUAGCAAUGAACAGCAGGGAGAAGCAGAAAGAGUAAAACAUGGGGAGAAUGUCAGAUGGACUGAUCAAAAGCAUAAUAUCAAAAUAUUCAUAGACGAGGAAGAAGGCAGAAUAUCAGACAAAGACGACCUUGAGUCAGCAGGGCAUCUUCCUGUUCCUCACAUGGUCAUUUCCACUUCAGACUACGAUAAUGUAGGAGGCUGCAGUUGGAGCAUCUCAUCCUCACCUGAGAUUCACUGUGACCCUGUUGUGAAUAUGAUACAGCUGGAAGAGCAGUCCAGCCCAUUUAUAGCUGUGACCAAACCCAUAGAAGACAAGACGGAAUCCGAUGGAUGCACUUCAGAGAAAAUCUUUCUUUUUGAGGGACAGAGUGACUUGAUUUCUGUUGAGAAAACUGAGUCAGUUGAGCUUCGUUCACCGUUUAUUCUGGUAGACAAUUCUAAAACACUUUCAAAAGGUCCUCAGUCAAUUGAGGAUUCUUUAUCUCGAAGCCCAGGUAGUUCGAUGAGUCUUGCGUCCACUAAAGCAGAAAGUUCUGGACCGGUGUCACCAUCCAACAGUCUUCCGCCAAGGGUUACUCUCCGGAACCAAGAAUGUUCUACAAGAGAUGCAAUGUCACCCAGCCCUGGCAUUGAUGGAGACACACUCAAAUUUAGCCCAGGCAGUCGAGAUGAACUCCGGUCCAAUUCCGAUGGGGAUUCAUCAUCAUGCCUUGAAAUGGAAUACAUUAUUGUUCCAGGUACAGCAAAGGCAGAUGAGCAUGAUGUAAAAGAGACUGAAGGACUAUCUAAAAGACCAGAAAAGCCUAUGGAAACAUUUGACAUGCUUUCUUAUACUGUUUCAGUGCUGAAAGCUCAGAAUCAGGAGACUCCUGAGAAAAGUGGACCAACUCAGAAUGAUCAAUCAACCACUGAGGACCAAAAUCGCAACCAAGCUACCAGUGAAGCUUUCUGCCAUUCAAAAUCGAGGCCAACAUUAGAAAGUGAAAAUGAAUUUGAAGAAGGCCACUAUGAUGAUAAAUCCAGCGUCUUUGGACGGAGUAUAUCACCUUCAUUGAGACACCCGUCAGAUCACUUCCUCAGAACUAGAGAGGAGGUUUAUGUCCAUUCCCAAAUCUCUAUGGAAGACUCAGGUUCAGAUAGCGGUCACUCGCCUAUCAACAACCCAACUUUGCCUGACCCUGACUUUCAAGUCUGGGGGGAUCCGUUAGAGAGACAGUCAUCGUCAUGCAACAGCUCCGCUGCCUCUCACACCAGCUCCUUGGUUAGCACCCCUGCGAGCGAAUCGGGCAUCCCUCGCGACAAGACCCUUGGAUUACCCUUUUCCGGAGAUUUAAUGGAGGAAGAAAACGAGGAAGGGCAGGAAGAAGAACCUAAAACAGUACCAAGUUCUUACGACUUGUUGAGUUUCACCGAGGAGCUGGUUGAAAGUCGUCCACUGCCAUCAAACAGUGGCCCAUUCCAAAAAGAUUUAUUGGACUAUUAUGGACAAUCUGAACGGACUGAUGAUUGUUUGGUUGGACACCACGACGGAGACUGGUGGGGCUCUCGCCAAAGCUGUUCUCAAAAUUUAGAAUGCCAAAAUACCACAUCACAAUUCUUACCCCAUCCGGCAAAUCGCCAAUGGACAACAGCUCACGGUCCUUCUCCAACUGGUUACAAUUACCACCACAUUGACCAAAGGACGGGAAACCAUGAAGCCUGUGAGCCUCCAAGGAAUGCCUCAGGUGUCUACGCUGAGUUUUCAACUCAGGUCCCGCUUGCAGACUUUGCAGCCGGGAGGGAUGAUAGCUACUUCGAACCUUGUCACGGCGACUAUAAACACUCUGCUCUGGACGAUCAUGUCCAGUAUGUUCCUGAGGGAUACGACCACUUCCUCACGUCCAGGAGAGAACACCACGAGGACCAGUACAAGGACCAACCGGCAGCGGAGACGGCGAUGACAACGAUGAUGAUGAUGCAGAGGGCCUCCAGCGAGGAGGCUGAGGAUACAGAAAACCGGGAAGACCCACCUUCCUCUGCAGACGUGUCAGCGGGCUCCAGUCAGAGGCGUAAGUUGGUGGCGCCGCCCAUGAACGUCUCAUUGGAGCACAGUGAAGGCUCCCUGCUCUCUGAGGACGCCCUGGACACUGACGAGGAGGAGGCGGCUCUGGACACUGGAGACGACCUGGACGUGGACAUCGAGGAGCUGGACACGUCUGAGGAGGAGCGCGACACUACUGUUCCUCCGUCGGGAGACGGCGAGGGGCAUGAGGACGGUCGACUAUGGAGGAGCGUGGUGAUUGGCGAGCAGGAACAUCGCAUUGACAUGAAGUGCAUUGAGGCGUACAAAAGGGUCAUCUCGCACGGAGGGUAUUACGCCGAGCAGAAUGCCAUUAUUGUGUUUGCGGCCUGCUUCCUGCCUGACAGCGACUGUGACAGUUACAACUAUGUCAUGGAAAACCUCUUCUUGUACGUCAUAAGCACUUUGGAGCUAAUGGUGGCAGAGGACUACAUGAUUGUCUACCUGAAUGGCGCCACACCUCGUCGCAGGAUGCCAGGCUUCACUUGGAUGAAGAAGUGCUACCAGAUGAUUGACAGAAGGCUGAAGAAGAACCUGAAGAUGUUUAUCAUCGUCCAUCCUUCCUGGUUCAUCAGAACACUACUUGGCAUCACCAGGCCUUUCAUAAGCUCAAAGUUCAGCAGUAAAAUCAAGUACGUGAGCAGUCUGCAGGAGCUGGGACAGAUCAUCCCGAUGGAGUACGUCCACAUUCCACAAAGCAUCAUCAAGUAUGACCAGCAGAGGGCGGCAAACACAUUUGAGUGCAUGAGGCUGGACACAGAUUUAAUGGACACCUCAGGAAAGUCUGACGGGAAGAGGAGUUUGGCCAUAUGACAAAAUGGAGACCCACUUCAAAUAGGAAAAAGUUUUUGGUGAGGUGUUCUAAAAUCAUGUCAUAUAGAAGGUGCUCUAACAUCUGCACUCAGUAAGGUUUACAUUGGAAUCUAUGUCUAUUUCCUGGACUACUACGCCUUUCCGCUCACUUUAUGGCAGCAUUUUAUACCAUGAAUAACCUCUCAUACAUUGGUAGCCGUUCCAGAAUUACGAGUUUACAAAAAACACCCAAACUCAACAAAUCUUUGUACUGUAUUUAUAGACAGACUAAUACAAGAAAAUAUAUCACAAUAAUUAAGUGCUUUAUUGAUUGGCUCACUGGCUGCCAUUGACGGCGAUAGAAAUUUUGAGGCCUGUCACUGACACAUGAUCAUUCGCUGCCACUUCAAAUGGAUUGGACGUACUAGUAUAUCCCUGUUAGCGGACGCCAUUGAGUUUAUAUCAAUCUUCAUCAUACAUGAAUAGUAAAUGGAAUACAGCAACAACAGUGUCACGAGACGGUAAUUGCAGUAAUUGUUAUAUUAGAAUGCUACGAUACAAUUAGAAAACACAAUUUAAGGAGAAAUUAUUUGGGCAUGCUUUGCUCUAGUAACCUUUUGGAAUUGAUGGCUGAAAUUGAUGCAAUUGACUGGUGUAUCCAUUUUUCGAAUUGACAAAUAUCAUGGGUGGGAACCUCUGGGCACCUCACGAUACUAUUUGCGAUGCAAGGCUUAAAAUAACGAUGAUCUCACGAUAUGGCAAUACAACAAUUAUCAGGAAAUCAUUCUAGGAUGUUCUAUAAAACAGCUAAUCAAGUGAAAAACAAUCUCUUUUCAUCCUUCUGCUGUGAGCUUAUCAAUCCAAUCCAAUCCAUUUACACUGGGAGGGGCAGAGCAUUUGCAGCCAGUCUUUCCGAUUUUCGAUGCAUUUACCGCUCACUUUCUGUUCAUUUGAGGGUAUUUACAGGUCACACUUCCUGUGGAGUUUUUAGGCUACGUCUACACUAGGACAGAUAAUUUUCUCCAGGGUAUUUUGCAGACUAUUUUUAUACCUGUCCACACUUAUGUUUAAUGCCCCCCCCGCUUCUGCAAGGUACACCUGCAUUUGCGCAAACUACGGAUGCGUAGAAAGGAGCAGCCUCAUAUGUUACAUCUUCGUUCGCGUGGUUUACCUCUGAACCGGAAACUCAUUACUCGCUGGCAGGAAAUUUCGAAAUUACUACACCUUCUAGACUAAUUAUUUUGUGGUUACUGUUUUUUUCGUCAACACAAUUUGAACGCAUCACGCAGGAGCGAGCGUGAAAGGAGAGGACACUCGGCUUUUACGAGCAGUCGCCGAGUUGUGAUUGAAAAUUUCUUAAGGGCGUGGGGUUGUUGGCGCGUCCCCUCUUGUCAUCCCUGAAGGCCAGUCCUGGGGGGGGCAAUGGCUCCUUUGCUGGGCUGGCGGGAGAAGGGAUGGGCUGCGCUAAUCCGGAUAAUAGGCAUACUAGUGUAGCCGACAUGCCGUAUAGUCCAAUUUAUUACACGUUUAAGGCCAUUGUCCGUCGUAGUGUUGACGUAGUCUGAAUCACUGCCUAUUCAUUUGGUCAGAUUACCGGGUCACUUCCUGUUGAUUUGGGGUUGCAUAACAGGAAGUGACCCAAAAAUACCCCCAAAUCAACCGGAAGUGACCCACAAAUGCCCCAAAAUCAUCAGGAAGUAACAAAAUCAACAGCAAAUGACACAAAAUGCCCCAAAAUGAACUCAUUGGCUGCCAUUGACCACCAUCAACGUCCAAUCAAUUUGAAGUCGGAGGGGACAUUUACCAGUGAAAAACUCAAUUCAAUUCACAGCAGAAGGAUGAAAAGAGAGUCUUUCUCUGUUUAUUACUUGUAUAGUAAAAUAUUGAAGUACUUACUGGCCCAUGUAUCGAUAAUUGUUAUAUGGUCUUAUUGUAAGAUCGUCGUUAUCGUGAGCAAAUCAUAUCGUAUCGUAAGGUACCUAGAGGUUCCCACCCCUAGACAGUAUUGACUGAUAGAUCUAUCAUUGGAACAAAUUUUGUUGUCAUUGAAAUGGAUGGACAUAUCCGUCAUUGGAAUUGACUGAUAUAGACGAACCCAAACUCACUAAAGAAGGGUAAAGGCUAAAGGUACAAAAAUAUUUUAAAAUGUCAUUUAAAAUAAGAAGGGAAAAAAAUUAUAAAACAGGUGCAAAUAUGUUUGAAUCGAGCGAUUAAAGAAUUAUCGAAAAAAAUAAAACAUGCAAAAAUGUUCAAAUCAAGUGAUUAAAGGGUUAUCUCCAAAUUGGAAGAAACCAAGCUACAAUACAUGACAAUACUGUACUUAGGGGAAAAAAGUAUGGUGAAACAAUUGCUUGAAAAAGAAAAUCGGCGAUAAUUUCAUAAGACAGCAGUGGCAGGUUUAAAAUGCAUAUUGAGGCCUGUAUAAAGUGUAUGUUUUUCUCCCGCCAAUUACUUAUCUGGAUGUGGACUCUGUCACGCCGCUAUCUGACAACUAUCUUAAACACUACUAAAUACAUUCUAUCACUGUGAAAGUCCUCAAUGGUAGCAAAAGAGUACUUGAAUGUGUCUGCAGUGAUUUGUGCAUGCCUUUUGCUUGUGUGCGCGUUUGUGCGUGUGCGAGAGAAGAGUUGAAGUUUCAUACGUUUGUGAUUCAGCCUUCAUCUUCUGACUGUAAAAUAAAGAAAAGAUAAAGUAGCUCAUGUCUAAAGUUUUUGUUAUAUCUAUUUACCAACAAAUACUAGGAUAUUAUUUAGGACCAAAUAAGAUGGAAUGAAAUAUAUAAAUACUUAAAGGGGAGUUCAGAAUUUUUGACA